Molecule: messenger RNA, 1029 nt
Organism: Penicillium daleae
Lineage: Eukaryota; Fungi; Ascomycota; Eurotiomycetes; Eurotiales; Aspergillaceae
Product: polygalacturonase
Exons: 5
Biological process (GO): carbohydrate metabolic process
Molecular function (GO): polygalacturonase activity
Source: RefSeq, a predicted model, not a curated record
GAUGCGUGGUACGGUUCUGAUGACGCCCCGGACAUACGUCGAGCGUUCGACAAAUGCGGCACCGACGGCAAUGUCAUUUUUGAGAACACGACGUACCAUGUUAACAGUGUGCUCAAUACUACCAACUUGUUCAACUGCCAAGUUGAUAUAUAUGGAACACUCCGGGUGCGUUUUGGAGAGUGGAGCAAUGACACGUCGUAUUGGCUCAACCACUCAAUGCCCACUGGAUAUCAGAAUAUGUCAACAGUUUGGUUCCUUGGUGGUAGAUAUGUUAAUGUUCAGGGACACGGCUAUGGAACAUUCAACGGCAAUGGUCAGGCAUGGUAUGAUCUAGUCAAAGGCCAAUCCAAUUAUCCAGGUACGCAGUGUCAAGAUCAGGGUUGGCAUGUACUGGCUGACUUGUAUCUAGAUCGCCCAAUGGUCCUCACGAUUUGGGAUACCAAGGACUCUGUAUUUGAGGGUAUUCGAUUCCUACAGGCUCAAAUGUGGACUGUGACAAUCAGGUACUUGGAGAGGGUGAUGCUGCAAGACAUCUAUGUCAACAACACUAGCGGUAACAAAAACCCGGCUCGAAACACCGAUGGCGCAAACAGGCUUUUUCCGAUAAACGGCGAUGAUUGUAUUGCUAUGAAGGUCAAUUCAACCAACAUUCUCAUCGAAGAUGCGACCUUUCACAACGGCGAAGGAAUUGCCCUCGGCAGCAUCGGUCAAUAUAAGGGGCAAUUUGAGACUAUUGAAAACAUCACAGUUCGCAAUGUUGUCUGUAAUAACACCAAGUAUGCAACGCGAGUUAAGACAUGGACUGGUGACCAAGUUGGAUAUCCUCCAAACGGUGGUGGUGGUGGCUUAGGUUACUGCAGUAACUUUACUACCGCAGGCAUCACCACUACCCCAAUUCUCUUCAGCCAGUGCACGACGUACAAUGGAGUCACCGGAAACUGCAGCUCUUCACUUUUCAAGAUCUCGGACUUUUCAGCCACGCACUAUCGAGGAACCAGCGAGUUACAUCGCCAAGCUCCAGUGCAGUAG